Anopheles merus is the source of this 1620-nucleotide messenger RNA. Its product is annotated as phenoloxidase-activating factor 2-like. Gene Ontology annotation, biological process: proteolysis. The coding region runs from base 67 to 1350 and encodes 427 amino acids. Gene Ontology annotation, molecular function: serine-type endopeptidase activity. The record is from RefSeq and is a predicted model, not a curated record. NCBI's taxonomy places the organism in Eukaryota, Metazoa, Arthropoda, Insecta, Diptera, Culicidae. The transcript has 4 exons.
UAGGGUCACCACCACGAGCCUAGCGACGGAGAGCACACAGUACGCGCGCACCGUCCGAGCACAACCAUGCAGCAGUUCCGUGCGGCGCUGGCGCUGUUCGCGCUAAUGGCCAUCGCCGUCACCCGCCCGACCGCGGCCGACGAUCUCAGCCUGGACGAUCUGAUCAACUCCGUGUUUACGACGGUGGCGCCCGGCAAGGGAGCGCCACCGCCGACCAGUGCGCCGCCCCUGCCGCCGACGCCCGACGUUGGCGUGAAGGGUGGACCGUGCGGAGGGGAAGCGGUAUGCAUCCAGAAGUAUCUCUGCUCGAACAGCAGCACCUCCGGCGAGGGCCUGAUCGAUAUUCGCUUCUCCGACGACAACCCGUGCGUCGACUAUCUGCUCCAGUGCUGCUUCGAGGAAGACAUUAUUCAACCUCCUCCGCCAGUACCGCCGGCACCGGGUCCGAACCCCGGUCCCGGUCCGAGUCCCGGUCCCGGUCCGGCCCCGAUUCCACCCCCCAUGCCCGAAUCGCGCUGCGGCCGCCGUAACGUGGACGGUAUCGGGUUCCGCAUCACCGGCUCGAAGAACAGCGAGGCCGAGUACGGCGAGUUCCCGUGGAUGGUGGCGAUCCUCAAGACGGAGGAGGUGCUCGGCCAGCUGCGCGAGAACGUCUACACCUGCGGCGGUUCGCUCAUCCACCGGCAGGUCGUGCUGACCGGCGCCCACUGCGUGCAGAACAAGCAGCCGUCCCAGCUCAAGGUGCGCGUCGGCGAGUGGGACACCCAGACGAAGAACGAGAUCUACCCGCACCAGGACCGCUCGGUGGUGGAGAUUGUCGUCCAUCCCGACUACUACAAGGGCGGCCUGCACAACGAUGUGGCCCUACUGUUCCUCAACGCCCCGGUCGAACCGAACGAAAGCAUCCAGACGGUGUGUCUGCCCCCGCAGGACAUGGCGUUCAACCACGAGACGUGCUUUGCCAGCGGCUGGGGCAAGGACGUGUUCGGUAAGGCCGGCACGUACCAGGUCAUACUGAAGAAGAUCGAUCUGCCGGUCGUGCCGAACGAUCAGUGCCAGACGGCGCUGCGCACCACGCGCCUCGGGCCCAAGUUUAACCUGCACAAGAGCUUCAUCUGUGCGGGCGGUGUGCCCGGCAAGGAUACGUGCAAGGGUGACGGCGGUUCGCCGCUCGUCUGUCCCAUCCCGAACUCGCCCCACCACUACUACCAGACGGGGCUGGUCGCGUGGGGCAUCGGCUGCGGCGAGAACGGCAUCCCGGGCGUGUACGCCAACGUGGCCAAGUUCCGCGGCUGGAUCGAUCAGCACAUGGUGCAGCGCAACUUCGGCACGGACAGCUACACGCCCUAGGUGGCGACGGUAGGGUAAAGAUUUUGGGUUUAUAAACGUGCAGGAAGAAGAAGCAAGGCUUGCCGCUUAUCAGCUCGAGCCACAUACACACGGGAUUUGACCCCAUCGGGACGACCCCCCGACCCAAAUUCCCAACAAAGUGACAACCCCAAGACGUGGUGUGGUGUGAAAGCUGUUCUGUCCUCUUCCAUCUAGCAUCAGUACGUGAUUUAUGAUAACUUUUAAAAGAACAAAUGUGUAAACACAAUAAAACUCCUCUAACAAACAUAA